This is a messenger RNA of Clupea harengus (Atlantic herring), 2697 nucleotides long. RefSeq names its product hypoxia inducible factor 1 subunit alpha, like 2 (gene hif1al2). NCBI's taxonomy places the organism in Eukaryota, Metazoa, Chordata, Actinopteri, Clupeiformes, Clupeidae. The record is from RefSeq and is a predicted model, not a curated record. Gene Ontology annotation, molecular function: DNA-binding transcription factor activity, RNA polymerase II-specific; protein dimerization activity; RNA polymerase II transcription regulatory region sequence-specific DNA binding. Gene Ontology annotation, biological process: cellular response to hypoxia; regulation of transcription by RNA polymerase II.
CUUGUGGUACAGUUGCUUAUAGCAUUGAGAUUGUUUGGUUGACGCUCAAUGGGGCGAACCAAAAGGUGUGGCCAUUUGGUUUGAAACUGGGUUGUAGUCUACAUGUGUUGUUCUCGACAAGGACCAUGUGUAGAGUAAGGAUGAGGAUGUGUCUGUGACUGCAUGGUUUUGAGACCAUAAUGAUUGAAGAUCAUAUUGAAGCUGCUCUGAGUGAUCAUUUAAACACAGAGCACGACAAGGAGAAAGGAGACACAGAGAAAGAUAAUGGACUGAAGAAACAGAGACAGAGCACAGCAUUGAAAAGAGCCCGGUUUCGCAUAGCAGCACGGGGUCGGAGGCAAAGAGAGAGACAGCUCUUCAAGGAGUUGGCUGACCUGCUCCCUUUACCCCCAAACAUUGGAGCUCAGUUGAAAAAGGCCUCCAUCAUCAGGCUUACAGCUGGUUACCUGCAUGUGAGGGCCCUUGCAGAUCAAACUUCAAACUUCCAACAAACACAAAACACUGAAGACAUCAUAGAUGUAGCAAGACCAUUUUCCCUCAGGUCCAUUCAUCCCCAUUUCAUGACAGCCAUUCCAACUAUUUGUCUUGAGGAGAGACUUCUGGACUUAGCCCUCGGAGGAUUUCUUCUUGUGACCUUCCUUGAUGGCCAAGUUAUCUUCACCACAGAGAAUGUCAACAAAUACAUUGGCAUCAACCAGAUAUACCUUAUUGGCCGCAGCCUGUUUGACAUAAUGCACCCAUUUGACCAGAAGGAGGUCAAACAAGUUCUUGCAAAAUUGGCAGGAAAUGAAGGGAGGCAGAACUGCAGCAUUUUCUGGAGAACUAUGAACACAAUAAACCUGAGGCCAGUGCCCUGGAAGAUGUUGCACUGCACUGGGGUUAAGAAGCCAUUCCUCCCCCUGGCCUCACAUUGCCUUUUGCUGCUAUGCCGACCUCUGCCAGUCCAAGGCAUUGAAGAUAUUCCUGCUAGCCUGAACCAUACAAGUUUUCUGAGUAUUCACAGCCCAGAUAUGAGAUUCACUUACUGUGACUCCAGAGUUUGGGAGUUGACUGGUUUCCUGGAUACAGAACUGUUUGGACAUUCUGUCUAUAAGUACUACCAUACAUCAGACUGCUUGAAACUUUUCCAGGCACACAUCUGCUUGCUUUCAAAAGGACAGGUGACCACUGGGAAGUACCGAUUGCUCCUUAAGCAUGGCGGAUAUGUUUGGGCCCAGACGGAAGCAACUGUGGUGUACAACAACCAAACCAGACAGCCACAGAACAUCUUCUGUAUCAACUAUGUCCUAAGUGAUGCAGAGCUAUCAGACCUGGUGUUUUCUCUGGAGCAGCUACAACAUUCCCUCAAGCCUCAUAGACUUUGCGUUGAAACAACGCUGUCUCCUCUACUUGCAGACAUAGCUGGCCAGAAGACAGGAAGCCAAGCCAACGAAUCAGCUCUGCUCGCCAAUACUACUGGCCACACCUGGUUAACUGACAGCUCUGCAGUAUUCAACAGAAAUAUUUGUGAGAAAACAUCAGUUUCAUGUCUUUCUCAUCAGGAAAAGUGGGAUGGAGAUUUGGGUGCUCUGGCUUCCAUGGAUGGAGAAGACUCUCUCCUUUUUCCCAUGCUGGACUAUCCAAGGGAAAGACAAGAGUCAAGUAAAGACUGUGGCCUAUCUGGGAAUGUCCUGAAUGUUCACCAUUAUCAGGAUGAGGGAAUGCCACAUGCUUCAGAAUGUGUUUUGUGUUCCUCUAACCCUGUGGCAAUCUUCCACGGCUGCCAGGAGCAACCUCAGUGCAACUCAUCCUGGACACAGAGGCACAGGAUUUGCAAAACUGGCAACAGUCUCACACAGAGAGACAGUGGAAAUCCGUGGCUUGUCUGGAGUACUCUGAGGACUAUUGUUAAACAGGAAUUUGACGCACCACAAGAAUACCCUACACAGAAUCCCCAGUGUUACCAGAAAGCAAAAAUGACACCCAUUCAGUCCUCGCAGCACGACCAUCCUCCAAACAGUAGACGACCCACCUCAUAUCCAUACCCCACAUGGCAGAGAAACAGAGAUGGUGAGACGUGCAUUGGCAAUCAUCACUCACAAACGUCAGCGCACUGGCGUUCUGGACACAUCAACAACCUGCGAAGGCCUGGUAAGCCCAAGGACAGCAGCAGGGGACGGGUGGCCUCAUUCCCAUUGACCCUGCCGGUGCUGAGCCACAGGGAAUGUGAGGUUAAUGCUCCUCUUGGGCCUGCCUCUUUCCUACUCAAUGGCACAGAGAUUACGUCUGUUCUGGAUCAGGCUAGUACAAGGAUCUCAGUGGGAUGAACGUGAUAUUCAUGAGAUAAUGGAUUUUUAAAGCCGUGGAUGUGUUCAUCUUAAGAACAGUGUGUUUACUCAAUAACAUAGGCCCAAUAUGUCUUUCACGGACAUUCUUCUUUUCUGUGACCAAAAGUUGCUGUGCUAUACAAAAUGCUAGAGAGCAUGCUAUACGAAAGGCUUACCAGAAACAGAAUGUAUUGCCAAAUAGUUUAUUGUUAAUUUAGACUUCACAUAGCUAUGGACACACAGUCUUUGUACACACCCUAAAUACAGGGAAGUGGCUAGAAUGUGUUACAUCUAAACAGUAAACACUCUUAAACAUACAUAACUCCAAACUAUAACCUUAUAACAGAAACCCUAAGCAAUAAACACAUUGGGAACUCUUUAUUUAACAAUA